Messenger RNA from Rhopalosiphum padi (bird cherry-oat aphid), 3264 nucleotides. Its product is annotated as cilia- and flagella-associated protein 61-like. Bases 1 to 3264 code for a protein of 1087 amino acids. The transcript has 19 exons. The record is from RefSeq and is a predicted model, not a curated record. Lineage: Eukaryota; Metazoa; Arthropoda; Insecta; Hemiptera; Aphididae.
AUGUUUAUUCACGUGCUCUUGUACCGGUGUGUCGACAGUUUAAUUAAUUUACCGGUGUUGCUCGAAAUGGUUUACGUCCAGAUUCCAGAGACUAAAACUAUCAUACUCAUCAAACCACCAGGAACGAAAAUCUGCGCAGAAAUGUGUUUACCAUUUUCCACUUUAUCCGCCAAAAGCGUCAUCGAUUCAGAAUUUGGAUGCCCUGAGAUUCUUUACCACAUUAGAGAGUUCUGCAUUAAUAAAAUCAGUUUACGGAUUGCCGAGGUAGACGACUUUAUUGACUUGAGGGCCUACUUGAGACACCGAUUGGACUUUUUGGAUAAUUAUUACGGUCAGUAUAGUUUGGCGAAAAUCCUCGAGUUCCCGGGCGAAGACCGUAUUAAUUUAGUUCCUAAUGUCAAGGUUAAUGGGUUGGUGACUAUAUACACGAAUUUGGACUAUCCUUUUAUGGACAAUGUAUUUGAUUUGUACCAAUACACGGGACUAAUAGAGUUUAAAGACGAAAAAAAAAGAGUAACCGAACCCAAAAUCAUAUUGCGAUUAGCUACAGACCUUUCCAGAAUGAUGGAAAAGGCGAACAUUUCAAAUAUUCAGUCAGAAAUCAAUAUAAAUUUCCAAUAUGAAUUUAUAUCAAAUCAGUUCAAACAACUUACCGAUAAACCAAUGAAACAGUUUUUUCAAAGUAAUAUUCUUCAGAAAGAUAGUGACACAUUUUCUGUAGAACAGGAAUCAUCUCUCAAACAAGACCUCUCCAGCACUUCCGAGAGCGAAAAAAAAAUGCAGUUUUUCAAAGAGAUACACAAUACGGAAAAUAAAAAUAUAAUCAAGGAUUUCCUAAAGUUUCAAGAUAAAGAGUCUAAACAAGCAAAUGAAAUGUCCUAUUAUAUCAGCAGUUCAUAUUAUGAUUCGUCAGAUAACAUGAAUUAUACAAAAAUAGACUAUAAAAGAACUGCUUUUACGAUCGAAUUAAUGUUGAUAGACCUCGACGAAGAAAAUAAAGCCACGUGGGACUAUUUGAUUUCAAUUUUUAUUUAUUUCACCGAAUUUCCUCAGUAUGAAUAUUGUUUAAUGAACUUACUUACAAUUACAACUCCUCCCGAACUUAAAAAGUUUUUUUGUAAUGCCGAUUUGAAACCCAAUCGUACUUAUCCUAUGGGACUUUACAUACUGCAUCGAUCUUUCCUAACUGGAAAAUUCUCUUGUGUAUUAGUUACAAAAGAACAUUUGGAACUUAUGGAACUUAUGAUUGAAAAUCACCCCCUCAAGCAUAUAAUUUCAAAUAAUAUAUCUAAAUCGGUUUUUGAAGAUACGAGAUAUAGAACUUAUAUUUUUCAAUGUAACGAUCAACCCAUUGGAUACUGUGUAAUUCGAUUAAACGAUGAAAUUAAAUUUUUGAAUAGUUACUUUGAUGUGGCCAGUUAUGCGUAUCCCAAACUGGCUCGUAAUCAUAUGGCUAUUUUACUGAAUAUGGAUGUGCAGAGGACAUUUAUUAAGAAAUCUCGUGGUUUGCUUAAGUUUGUAAUGGAAGACAGUGACAUCAAUUGUUUGUUUUAUAAACUUUAUACAGAUCUAACCAUAAUGGAAGAAUGUGAAUUGUCUUACAUUACUGAAAUAAAAGAACUAAUUCCUAUUAAACCUCGAAUUCGCAUUCAAUACGAUCAUGAAAACGUGUCUGGUGACCAUGAAAAGUUUGCGUUAUUUCAUAUAAAUACACGAUUAUGCAGUACUCAAACAAUGUCAAUAGACGCCAAGAUUGUUGUGGUUGGAGCAUCUGUAGUAGCUUUAUCUUUUUUAGAAAGUCUCUUAUUCAACCCAUUUAGUUAUUACAUUAGGUUCUCCGAUAUAGUACUCAUUUCUGAUUGUGGUACACCAUAUCAACGUACUUUAACUGAUUUGGAGGAUCAAAUGAUUCCAAAAGUAGCACACUUUAAUUACGAGUACAUGAUUUCUAUGGGUUUUAAAUCAUUUGUGGAUGUCAUCACCGGCACAGUAACAGCAAUCAACAAAGCCGAUAAAUGUGUAACCGUUAAUGAAGAUGAACAAAUAUAUUACGAUUAUUUAUUUUUAUUCCAUGGUGAACAAUUUGGGUACACUGCUGAGGAAAAUGAAACUAAAAAUUCUACCGAAUCAAUAAACAUUAUUGUACUUGGAAAAUAUUUGGGAUCACUAACUGUGAUUAAUGUUCUUCUCGAGAGCAAUAUUGAUGGAUCUCGAAUAGUUUAUGUUGAAACUUAUGCCAAAGAAAAUAUUCCAUUUAUUGUUAAUAAGUUUAUUAGAAAUGCUGUUUAUAAUGAACUGAAAAAACAAGGAGUGCGUGUGUACAAAAAAUGUGUAUUCGAAAAAUUUACAUUAAGCGAAGAUCGAACGCGUUUACGGAAAGUGACGUUUACAUCGAAUGAUGCUCAAAUUGCGAUUGAUUGUGGUGCAUUGUUUUGGUUCGGCCAGAAGUUAAUUAGUAAAGUGAAUUGGUUUACAAUGUUACAGUCCGCGUUGAAGUUUGAUGGACAUUUAGUAGUGAAUACAUCGUUCGAAACUAACAUCGAAUUUGUGUAUGCUGCAGGACCCAUGACGAGAUUCAUGCAUAAUGAAUAUUUUAUCGUGUCACAGCAUAUGUAUUAUAACAGAUUAGAGAUUGGAGCUCGAGUGGCCAACGUGCUGAUGAAACGCUUGGGAAUUGUCGAAGAUUGCAAAUCAAACGACGAGUACGUUCGUCCACUUUUCGUUUACUGUCAACUCCCCGGAAAGUACAAUUACUUGCACGCCGAAGUGCCCGUUCUGCGAUAUCCAAAGACUGAUACGAGAAAGACAACACUCAGUACCGGGAAUGCUACUGAUGGAUAUUUUGAAAUUCUCGUAGACACUAAUGGCGACGUAGUAGCGUUGUCGUGUUAUUCAAAUAAAGAUAUUAAGUAUUCAAAUCUAAUAAAUUUAUGCGGAAAACACGUGAAUUUAUUCAACGAUAUGAUGUAUCGCUUCAAAACGAAUUCCAUUCCAUGUUUAUUUGAUUAUUUCAACCAGCCUUGGUCGUACCCUUUGUACUCGGAGAAGUUUUGGAAGCUGUUAGACGAGACGAAACUGAAACGAGAUAAUAAAAUUUCCCGGUUGUCGAGGUCAACUUAUUUCGAUAGACGUUUUGAUCAGUUGUACGGAGAAAAAAUAAACACAAUUUUGAUGAACUUCAUUGCUAAUAACGUGGACGAUUUUCCAAUGUUUUCCCAUACCAUUGAUCAAAGGAAAACAGAAGAUGAAUAUAACACGGUUUAA